GCCAUGGAGAGGGUCCGAACUUGCACCGGGCGAUCCGUCCAACGUCAAGAAAAGCUCGAAGCUAAGCUACCUUCGCGCUGGAACAUGCACCUUCGCGUCCGAAGCUCCGCCUGUAUCUACGUGUACAUCCUCCAUUGGUUGCUUACCCCUGAAACACCGCCGUUCCAUGGGCCGGCCCGCUCCUCCGGGCGCUUAUGUACCUCGCCUCUCUCUCACGUAGGGAAACCGAGAGGGUCCCCAAAGUAAAUAAAUAAUAACAAAAUAGAAUAAGAGUCUGGAAAUGACGGUCCUGCCCCUCGCCCGCGACGGCAGGAAGCCCCGCCGGCCAAGCCGCGCCCCGCUCCUCCCCAAGCUCGGCGGAGGCCACGAGGGCGCUGAUGCCGCCGGCGAAGGCGGGUUCGAUGGCGCCUCCUUCUCCGGCGCCGUCUUCAACCUCUCCACCACCGUCGUGGGCGCGGGGAUCAUGGCCCUCCCGGCCGCCGUCAAGGUGCUCGGCCUCGUCCCGGGCCUCGCCAUGAUCGUCCUCGGCGCCCUCCUCACCGAGGCCUCCAUCGACAUGAUCCUCCGCGCCGGCCGGCCGCCGUCGGGCCCCCGGGCCACCUCCUACGCCGCCGUCGUCGGCGACGCCUUCGGCAGCGCCGGUCGGGCCCUCCUCCAAACCUGCGUCGUCGUCAACAACCUCGGCAUGCUCAUCGUCUACAUGAUCAUCAUCGGGGACGUGUUAUCCGGGACGUCACCAUCGGACGGCGGAGAUCACCACACGGGCGUGCUGGAGGGGUGGUUCGGCCGGCACUGGUGGACCGCUCGCUCCUUCGUGCUGCUCGCCACCACCCUCUUGGUCUUCGCCCCUCUCAUCUCCUUCAAGCGCGUGGAUUCGCUGCGGUACACGUCGGCGCUGUCGGUGGCGCUGGCGCUAGUCUUUGUGGUCGUCACCGCGGGGAUCGCCGUCGUCAAGUUGAUGGAUGGCAGCGCCGGCCUGCCGAGACUGCUCCCGGAAAUUCUGAACCAGGCUUCUUUCUGGAAGCUCUUCACCACCGUGCCGAUUCUGGUCACUGCUUACAUCUGCCAGUACAGUGUGCACCCGAUUGAGAAUGAGCUCAAGGACCCAAGCCAGAUGAAGUCCAUAACUCGUGCCACAAUGUGUCUGUGCUCGACCGUGUAUGUGGCUACAAGCCUGUUUGGAUUCAUGUUGUUUGGGGAGGAAACAAUGGACGACGUUCUGGCCAACUUUGACGCAGACCUGGGCUUCCCCACCUAUGGUGCCCUCCUCAGUGGCAUAGUGAGGGUGAGCUAUGUGUUGCACCUGAUGCUGGUGUUUCCCAUCAUCUUCUACUCCCUUCGCCUCAACCUUGAUGGCCUCCUCUUCCCACUGGCCAUCCCCCUCACCUAUGAUGGGCAGAGAUUUGCUGCCAUCACAGUGGGGCUGAUGGGAGCAGUGUUUUGCGGUGCUAACUUCGUGCCCAGCAUAUGGGAUGCGUUUCAGUUCACAGGCGCAACUGCGGCGGUGGCCAUCGGCUUCAUCUUCCCUGCAGCUGUUGCACUCAGGGAUGUUUAUGAAGUCAUGACGAGGAAGGACAAGGUUUUGGCGUGCUUCAUGAUACUAUUGGCGGUUUCUUCCAGCACUAUCGCCAUAUCCAGCGACAUCUAUGGUAUCUUUACAAAUGAAAGCGGCAGCUAAUGUGAUGACUCUAUCCCUGGCUUUCUUCUCGGUGCUCGUGGCAGCUUGCAACGAUUCACCUAGGAAUUACGAGUGAUUUCUUCGGGGAUACUUCCAUGCGUGUAUUGUGUGGGUGUUCCCUGAUUCUUUCCUUCUGCUGUGUUGUAAAUCCUCUACUUGAGAAGUAGAGGGAGCAGGUCUAGUUUGUUACUGUUACAUGAGGACAUCGACAUGAGAGGGCUAUUUUAUGGGGUACAUUUGUUCUGAGACAAUAUACAGGAGGUGUUAAAUGGCUCGCAUCACAUUGCAUUUUCUUGGCA
Phoenix dactylifera (date palm) is the source of this 1977-nucleotide messenger RNA. RefSeq names its product amino acid transporter AVT6A-like. The record is from RefSeq and is a predicted model, not a curated record. Gene Ontology annotation, biological process: amino acid transmembrane transport. Gene Ontology annotation, cellular component: membrane. NCBI's taxonomy places the organism in Eukaryota, Viridiplantae, Streptophyta, Magnoliopsida, Arecales, Arecaceae. Gene Ontology annotation, molecular function: L-amino acid transmembrane transporter activity.